CGCCCUCUUUUCAUGGAACGGGUCAUGUGACGGGAUCUGGCCACGCCCCUGCGGCUCUGGGAAAACAUGGCGGCUUCCUUCUCCUCCUGCGCUUCCUGUCCGCCGCUGCUCCGCUGAUCCCAGCGACGCACACGGGCACAAAGGAACAGAGCUCCACGCACUUCCACGGAGGCGCCGCCAUUCGCCUUGUCCUGCUCUGUCCCGCCCGGCCCGGCAUGGAGAAGAGCGGCAGCACCGACAGCCUGGGCUCCAAGCGGUCCUCCUCCAGACACCCGAGCGCCGACUCUCUGGCCAGCACGAACACCUGCCGCUCCGAUCGCUCUGCGCACAUGAGGUCCCCCACGGCGCUGUCCUCCGACUCCGCGUCCACCCGCACCGACCUGUCCGCCGAGCUCCCGGAUAAAUCUAACUCAGAUGUAAAGGUGCUCAGGGAUUCCAGCAAAAUGGCCCAAGAAGAACUGCAGCUGCUGCCGAACGAGUCGCUACAGGACACAGCCCCAGAUGUCACGUACAUCUGUCCCUUUCUCGGAGCCAUCAGAGGAGCUCUGACUGUGACCAAUUACAGGCUGUUCUUCAAAUCCAUGGACAAGGAUUCGGCGUUUGUGCUGGACCUUCCCCUGGGGGUGAUCAGCCGGGUGGAGAAGAUCGGGGGCGUCUCCAUGCACGGGGAGGUGUCUUACGGGUUGGUUUGUAAGGACGUUCGCAAUCUCCGCUUUGCCCACAAGCAGCAGGAGGGCUCUCUGAAGAAAUCCAUCUUUGAGGUUUUAAUGAAAUUUGCCUUCCCCGUCUCAAACAGUAUGCAAAUGUUUGCCUUCGACUACGGGCAGAUUUUCCCAGAGAACGGGUGGAAGGUGUACGACUCCCUGUCGGAGUACAAGAGACAGGGUGUGCCCAACGAGAGCUGGAGGAUAACGAAGCUCAACGAGCACUACGAGCUGUGCGACACCUACCCUGCCAUCCUGGUGGUGCCCGUCACCGUCCCCGACGAGGAGCUGAAGAAGGUCGCGACCUUCCGGGCCAAGGGCAGGAUACCUGUUCUGUCCUGGAUUCACCCCGAGAGCCAGGCAACGGUGACGCGCUGCAGCCAGCCGAUGGUAGGCGUCAACGGAAAGCGUUGCAAGGAGGAUGAGAAGUACCUGCAAGCCAUCAUGGACGCCAACGCACAGUCCCACAAGCUCUUCAUCUUCGAUGCGCGGCCCAGUGUCAACGCCGUAGCCAACAAGAUGAAAGGGGGCGGGUUCGAGAGCGAGGACGCCUAUCAGAACGCAGAGCUGGUCUUCCUCGACAUCCACAACAUCCAUGUGAUGCGCGAGUCCCUUCGCAAGCUGAAGGAGGUGGUCUACCCCAACAUCGAGGAGUCCCAUUGGCUCUCCAACCUCGAGUCCACCCACUGGUUGGAGCACAUCAAGCUGAUCCUGGCGGGGGCUCUGCGUAUCGCCGACAAGGUGGAGUCCGGGAAGACGUCGGUGGUGGUGCACUGCAGCGACGGCUGGGACCGCACCGCGCAGCUCACCUCGCUGGCCAUGCUGAUGCUGGACGGCUACUACCGCACGCUGCGCGGCUUCCAGGUCCUGGUGGAGAAGGAGUGGCUGAGCUUCGGGCAUCGCUUCCAGGCGCGGAGCGGUCACGGAGACAGGAACCACACGGACGCAGACCGGUCGCCUGUGUUCCUGCAGUUCAUCGACUGCGUGUGGCAGAUGACACGUCAGUUCCCUGCGGCAUUUGAGUUCAACGAGUACUUCCUGAUCACCAUCCUGGACCAUCUCUACAGCUGCCUGUUUGGGACCUUCCUCUGCAACAGCGAGCUGCAGAGGGUGAAGGAGGAGCUGCCGAAGAAGACGGUCUCCCUGUGGUCGUAUAUCAACAGCCAGCCGGAGGAGUUCACCAACCCUCUGUAUGUCGACUACUCCAACCACGUGCUCUACCCUGUGGUCAGCAUGCGCCAUCUAGAGCUGUGGGUGGGUUACUACAUUCGGUGGAACCCACGUAUGCGGCCUCAGGAGCCCCUGCACCAGCGCUACAAAGAGCUGUUGGCCAAGCGGGCAGAGCUCCAGAGGAAGGUGGAGGAGCUCCAGCGCGAGGUGACCAGUCGAGCUGCUGCUGCCCCCGAGAGGGCAGGAUCUCCGGCAGGGUCACCUGUGCAGACCUGUGUGUGACAGGCUGGGGCGGGGCCACAAACAGAGGGCGGAGUCCAAUGGAUGCCUCUUUUUUUCCAUGAAUGGGCCAGGAGAUGUCCAGCUGGCAACAUUUUUGCCCCUCAGUAGUAUCACUGGCGAUCACUUCCAUCGGGCUGGAUUGAGGGUAUUGAAAUGCAGACUCUGGCGGGGAGUGGGAUGGGAAGUGUUGGCUGUCUAGAAUCCUUGACUUCCGUGAGCCGAAGGUGAUGCAGGGCUCCACCACAGCAUUCUUCCUCCUGCCAGAUUGCCUCAAUCAACUUGUGCUCCAGAUACCUCCAUGGGGGAUUGUGCCUCAGUCCCUCUCUUCUUCAUUGUAAUCAUACUUGAUUUUAAAAAAUAUAUCUCUACCUACACCUGUAGAGGUCACAUACUCAAUUAUGUAUUCAUAUAUUCAUACAUUUACGGAAAGCCAUAUGACUUGUUGCUAUUUAAGAUGUUAUUUAAGCAUUCACAUUUUGAGAGGUUCAAGUUGCAGAAGUUAGAUCUUGUUUCUGGUGUCCAGGGAACCGAGCUUAGUCGUUUACAAGCAGCGUGGCUCUUUCGGUUUACUGCACGUUGCGGUUGUAUGACCAAACAGCUAUAUGAGCAUUCUCCCUCCUCCAUAGGGAUUGGGCCAUCUGCAGCAGGUGUACAAUACAGGAAAAUCGAAAUUGGGAUGGAGCUGAAACCAGUCUAGCUUGGACCUGAAUUAGGGCUUUAGUACAACAUUGGCUGAGACGCGGCAUGCUUCAAUACACAGGUACCUUUGCAUAGUGUAACCACGUACUUGCUCUCUAGCGCCAUCCGAUUACUGUUGGCUGGCAGUGUGUGGGAACAUAGCAACGGUUACUGAGUUUUUACUGUAAAGCACUUACAAGGCUACUUUAGGAAGCUGUAUGUUGCUAUUAGUUGGGAACUACACAUUUUUACUGCAGAACGUAGCUCAAAUACUCUGGUUUACAUCUGUGUUAUAAACAGUAGAGCAGAGAUUUUACUGAGGUGCUCAGAUUGUUUUGAUUAUUCAAGAGCAGCUCAUUCAUUUUAUGCAACUGAAUAUGAGCUUUGCAUAGGUGCCUAGUAUGUUUGUUAAUCUGCAGUAACUUUUUUUAACUAACAUUUCUUGACAAAUAAACUCACUCAUAUUGCCUUUGUGAAACCACAAGUGGAUUUUUCGGUAGUAUGAUAUAAACAUAAAACUAGAGUCUGAAAAACUUCCUAAGGCUUCGGGUUGUGUCAAAUACUAAGACUUCUACAGAAUUAAUAGUAAGUCAGAACUUAAAAUGGCUCUGCACUGACAC
This is a messenger RNA of Scleropages formosus (Asian bonytongue), 3454 nucleotides long. It is a transcript of the gene mtmr2, whose product is annotated as myotubularin related protein 2. Lineage: Eukaryota; Metazoa; Chordata; Actinopteri; Osteoglossiformes; Osteoglossidae. Bases 216 to 2156 code for a protein of 646 amino acids. Gene Ontology annotation, biological process: phosphatidylinositol dephosphorylation. Gene Ontology annotation, cellular component: cytoplasm; membrane. The record is from RefSeq and is a predicted model, not a curated record. Gene Ontology annotation, molecular function: phosphatidylinositol-3,5-bisphosphate 3-phosphatase activity; phosphatidylinositol-3-phosphate phosphatase activity. The transcript is spliced from 16 exons.